Molecule: messenger RNA, 1218 nt
Organism: Sorex fumeus (smoky shrew)
Lineage: Eukaryota; Metazoa; Chordata; Mammalia; Eulipotyphla; Soricidae
Gene: LNP1
Product: leukemia NUP98 fusion partner 1
Exons: 3
Coding region: 238-774 (178 amino acids)
Source: RefSeq, a predicted model, not a curated record
AUUUAUAAAUAGACAUUACCGAAGGCUGCCUGAUGGGGAAGUGGUUGUUUAGUAAAUCUUUCUCCUUUAAGAAUCCAGGAUCUGAAAUCAUUUGAAAAGACCCGUUUCGUUUUGUUUUUGUUUUUGUUUUUUGGUGUGUGUGUGUCUGGAGCUGCCAGGUUGCCUCAAGUCUGCCUUAUUGAUAUUUCUCUCUGCCAGAUUUAGGGACAGGCCUUGGAGAUUUUUAAUCACCUUUAUAUGGAGCCCAAAGACGAUGAUGACGAUGAUGUUUCUUUUGCCAAAUGGAUGAGCAGCUUCUGGGGUCAUAACUGGGUAGAAGAGAGUGAGAGGGGACUUCGGGACCACCGUCGCAGAUCACAAGACGCCGGUUACAGGAAAACCUCCCUGCCCUGUCCAUUUUCUGAGCUUUCCAGAAUCCCAUCAUCUGACAGUCGUUCUAGGAGGCAUUCUCAUGAAGAUCAGGGAUUUGGAUGCCAUACCCAUGUGGGGGAUUUUAGAAAAUGCUCAAAGGAUGAGUCAUUCAAGGAGCCAUUGGAUUCAAAAGGAAGAUCCCAUCCCAAAAUUCCAGUAUUUUCGGAGUCCUCUGACCGUACAGUGUGUUUUAAGACCAAGCGCUCUGUCUCUCUGGGCCAUGAAAGCAGAAAGGAAAGAAAAGAAAGAGAAGGGCUCUUGGUGGAGACAAGGGCCCGCAAGAAAGUGGAGGAAAGGAGUUCUAGGAAGGAAGAAGCCCGAGAGGCCUCCAGACCCCGCUUGUUUGAAAGAGGGCCUAAGUAGUACUGGGUUUCCAACUCACAACUACAGGCGCUGCUGUGAUUUUUGAGUCCGGGUACACGGUGCACCCGGCCAGUGGGGGGCAGCGGUGGUCAAGGAGUGUAUGCAGAUGCUGCAAGUCUGAACUGGAUGGUUGCUUCGGCUGCUUCCCAAAAUAGUGUCUAACAUCCUCCAACGGCUUCUAGCAUAUUAGCUGAGAGCAUGAUCUGCUUUGUUGCCCUUUUAUGGGAAGAAUAAGAAUCAAGGUUAUUUUAAUAAAAUAAAAUCAUUCUGGAAACUGUGAAGAGAGAUAUUUAAAGAGCCACCCACACAUCUUCACCCACCCUUCCACGUCAACCCCACAAAUAAUCUUAAAUAAAAAUCAUUGCUGUGACUCUAACCUUGCUCUUCAAUUAGAAAUAAUUGUGAAGGUAUGUCUAAUGGCCACCAUUUAAUGAGAACUGAUCA